Messenger RNA from Parascedosporium putredinis, 759 nucleotides. The record is from the annotation of a GenBank genome assembly. NCBI's taxonomy places the organism in Eukaryota, Fungi, Ascomycota, Sordariomycetes, Microascales, Microascaceae.
AUGACUGAGAGACCAACGAUGACUGCUCUUGACUGGCUGGCUCUAGCCAAGGCCUUGGCCAUAACAACUGCUACCCUUUUCGCGUCUUCAGGCAAUGUCUCCAACAACGGUGGAAGUGGUGGUUAUGCUAGCAUGGCUGCGCCGGCCCAUAUGGAGCUUAUCUGGGACGUUAUCCAGAUCGCCCAGUCUAAGAACCAGAAAAUGAAUGUUGCCCCAGCCGCUGCAUAUCCAACUCAGCUAAAGCACGCUAUUGCUGCCGUUAAUUUCCUCAUCAACGUUGAAAAUGUCCCCUUAUCUCGAAUCAUUCUAGGUGGUGACUCGGCCGGCGGAAAUCUUGCCCUCGCACUUCUCUCUCAUAUGUCUCAUCCGAUUACCCCAUUGGCCCCUGUUGAAGGUAAAGGGUCCUUCAAAGGCGUCCUUCUCAUGUCUCCGUGGGUGACGUUUGACCAGACCGCCCCCACAAUGACGUCCAAUAUCGGUAGGGACGUACUCGAUCGACGCACGCUCACAAUCUGGUGGGACAACUUCCUCGGCGGCUCUGAAGCGGACAAGUAUAACACCCCCGCCUUGGUAGAUGCAGACUGGUGGCAGGGAAUAGCCGCCUCUAAGAUUUGUGUUCUUGCUGGCGCCGAUGAGAUUUUUGUUGAUGACAUUCGUGAAUUUGUGAGCAAGUUGAGGGUAAGAAGCGCGGCCGGCUCACUCUCGACAUUUGGUGACUAUGCUAACGCUGAGAACAGAAGCAUAACGAAGGGAGAUUAA